This is a messenger RNA of Dictyostelium purpureum, 2490 nucleotides long. RefSeq lists its product as uncharacterized. The transcript is spliced from 4 exons. Gene Ontology annotation, biological process: mRNA export from nucleus; protein import into nucleus; positive regulation of DNA-templated transcription. The record is from RefSeq and is a predicted model, not a curated record. Gene Ontology annotation, cellular component: nuclear pore outer ring. Bases 1 to 2490 code for a protein of 829 amino acids. Gene Ontology annotation, molecular function: structural constituent of nuclear pore. Lineage: Eukaryota; Evosea; Eumycetozoa; Dictyosteliales; Dictyosteliaceae.
AUGUUUUCAUUUUCUAAACAAAAUGAUGGUAAUAAUGGGUUUAAUACAAACAUCUUUCCAAAUAUAACAGUAUCACCCUUUAAUACAGUUAAUAAUACAUUUGAAACUACCCCAAUGGAAAUCACCACCACCUCUUCUUCAACAAAUUCAUCCAAUAACAAAACAUCAAAGAGUUCAAAAUUUUGCAAUUUUAAAUGGUCACCAACAGGUGAUCAAUUAUUAUUAUUCAAACCAAAUAUUAAAGGUAGUAAAAUAAAAUAUCAAGUCAAUAAUACAUUAUCAUCAACAAGAAAGUUUUUAAAUGAUUUAUAUACACAUUUUGAAUCAACACAAAGAAUUGCUAAUAGUCAAGUUGUACCGGAUGAUAGACUUAGAGAAAUAUCACACCUUAGUAAAACAUAUUUAUCAGUAAUUUUAUCAACUAUCUCACAAAUGGUUAAAGCCUGUAAAACAGGUUCAUAUAUUGACAAUGAAGAUUCAUACAUUAAUUGUGACCCAAAUGAUAAAGAAUUAAUGGAUAUAAAUAGAGAAAGAGUCGAAAAUAUAUUAAAAAGUGGAAGCUCAAAUACUCUUGUUGUAUUCUGUGGUAGUUCUGACUCAAUUUACCCCUUAUUAUGUUCACAAAUAUCAAACAAAUUAAAACCCAAAUGUAUAUUAAUCGCAAGAGAAACAAAUCAACCAACUCAACAAAAACAAGAUAUUAUAAAUACUAUAAAAAGACAAACGGAAAUUAGAAUUUUAUCAAAAGAAGAAUAUUCAAAUAGAUAUAACUAUAUUGCAGAAAAUUUUGGAAAUCAAGACAGUAUUGAAUCAGCAGAUGUAGAUGACGUUUAUUUUAAAUAUAUUGAAGAGAUUGAGUUUUUAUAUCUUGCAUCAACUGUUUGGAAAGUCGCAAGUUUAUUUUAUUUCAACAUAAGCUCAAGUAUGAUUUCACCAAAUCAAUUAUUAGAUUGUAUAGAUAACGAAAGAAAAGAAUUAAUGGACACCUACGAGGGUAUUAUGAAUAAAAGAAUUGAAACAUCAGAUCCAGUUUGUUUUGAUCACAUGGCUAAACUUUUAGUAUGUGGUUGUAUCGAUCAGGUUAUUUCAAUUUUGGGUUUAAUGAGCAAGGCUCCACGUAGUGCAUCACAAAUUACAUCAACUGCCAGAAAAUCACCAAUUAAUUUAUUAGUCGAUAUUCUCACCCAAAUUCCAUUAAAAAAGAAACAAUCAAACUUUAAUCCAAAUGAAACUUUAUUGCAAUGGAAGAAAUGGAGCACCGAUUCCAAAAGACAAUUAACACAAUAUAUUGAUAGUGGCAGUUCAAGUAAAAAUCAAAUCGAUGAAAAUCUUUUACCAAUUAUUAAAAUUCUUUUAGGUGAUCAAGAAACAAUUAGAUAUUAUUGUAAGAAUAGUUUCCUCCAAUUAGUCAUUUCAAAUUUACUCUAUGUAGAAUACGUAACUUCAACCAGUGCUCUUCGUUCACUUUUCACCCAAUGCUAUGAAAUUAUACAAGAACCAAGCGAAAUUGAAAAAAUAUUUUUAUCAUUUGCAACUAAAGAAAUAAAUUAUCCAUUAAAAACCAUUUCAAAAUACUUCCCAACUUGGUUAUCAACUCAUUUAAGUGAUUUAUUAUACCAUCAUCCAUAUUUUAUGAGAAAGAGUCCAAGUGAACCAUCAGAAUUAACAAAAGUAAGAGAACAUUUAUUAUCGGAGCAUGGUCAAUCAUUAGCUUCAGAUCCAGCAUUACUCCAAGUUGGAUGCAACUACUUAAAAUAUGUCGAAAAUGGUCAAUUUAUGAUUGAUGAAUUUAUUUCAAGACAACCAAUCCAAUAUGAAAAAAAUGCAUUAAAAAUGAUAGAUAAUUGGGUAACUUCACAAGAAACUAAAAAUUCAAUUUACAAAAUGCUUUCAGUUAAAGAUUUCCAAAGACAAAGAUAUGCAUCAGCUUUAUCAUGGUUAAUUUUAACAAAUGACAGCUCACGUAUAACACAACUUUCAAAUUAUCUUUUAGAGAAUCAAUUAAAUUCAGAUUUCUUAAAUGAUCUCCAAUCAAUUUUAGAAAAGAAUUUACAAAUUAACACUAAUAGAGAUAAUAAUAAUAACAAUGGUAGUGAAGCUUCCACAUUCGAUAUAUCAAGCAACAAUGAAUUAAUAUUUUUAAUUAAAUAUAGAGAAUUAAUUAAUUUAUGGAAAGAAAGAUCAUUUAAAGAAUACUCUAGCUUAUUAUGUCAAAUGUUUAAAGAUAAAAUUAUUCCAAAGAAUUUCUGGCUUCGUUUAUUACUUGAUUGUAUACCAUUAUUCGAAAGUAAUAAGAAUGUUUAUUUCAACUAUCAAGAUACCCUUUUCUUACAAACUUGUCUCGAAGAAAUUAUACAAUCCCAUUUAUUCGAUCAAUAUUCACAAUCUAUUUCAAACCAAGAUAUUCAAAUUCUUCGUGUCUCUUUAGCAAGAAAUUUAGCAAAAUCUAUUAUGGUUUCUACCAGCACAAAUAAUUUAUCACUAUUUUAA